Messenger RNA from Marchantia polymorpha subsp. ruderalis, 2221 nucleotides. Lineage: Eukaryota; Viridiplantae; Streptophyta; Marchantiopsida; Marchantiales; Marchantiaceae. The record is from the annotation of a GenBank genome assembly.
GAAAAGGAGCAAGAUUGGGUGCGCGGAGACCCCAUUUUCAUCGAGGAAAGUGAGAGGUCAUCGAAGCGAGGACCAGGGGAAGGACGGUCCCUAGGGUUCGGCAUCCUUCCAUUCGUCCAUUCUUCGAUCGAUCGAGAGUGGAUGUAUGGCUACUGUGAAGGGAGUGCAGUAUUGCGGCUGGGUGAUCGCAGAUAAUGAGCCUCUGGAGGAUGUGGGUGCCGGGUUUGUGGGAUGGUUGGACAGUCCGGACCUGGUAAUCGCCAUGACGUGGUCCCAAAUGGCGAUCGCCAAAAAAUACACUCUGGUGAUGCAACUGAAAUGGAAACGUCACGGUGAUUUUACUCCUGUGACCAUCCGGGUCGGAAACCCUGAUGUGUUCGAAGAGAAUGUGACGAGUAUGGAGUGGCUGGUGUUCAGCGAUUUCACUGUCCUAGCAGUGGGGACGUCCGCUGGCGCUCUCAGAAUUUAUACGGAGCAGGGCACCCUCUUAUUUCAACAGCAAUUCAACUCUGGUCCACUGCUUCGACUACGAGCACGACAGGAUGGGAAUAUUGUUGUGGGUCUUACCGCUUCUGAGGAUGUCUGCCUCGUCUUUCCCAAGGCCAUAGCGAGAAUUGAUGUUGUGGAUCUUCACACUGUGCUACGGAAGUGCCAGGCGCGAUAUGAUAGAGUUAAUCGAAGGUCGGGAGAGCUGCAUCGAAGCGAAAGCUUUAGCCUGCGGUUGCCGUAUGAAAUGUGGAACGUGGGCAAGUCAACAGCAUCUAGUUACAUCGCUGAUGGGGCUCUUGCAUGCGUCAUGGCCCCUCCACUUUUGGAGCAUCAGCUGAAACGCCAUUAUUGUGCACUCACCGUUGGAGAGGAUUGUACCCUAGCUGCGUUCAGGGUGUCAGGGGAGAAGAGAGACUCCUUCGCAGGUAUCGUGUUCGACAAGGUAAUGCCUGCUGCCAUUUCGACAUUUUCUCAUCUAACCAAGAGAUUUUGGAAAACUGACCCAACGUCGGAAGCGAACAGACCUACAGAAGUUGCCUCCCAGGCUUUUGGACGAGCAACGUUGAUAACGACUCUACGUGACAAACAGAGGAAGGGAUUGAGUCUUGCACUGUCCUCGAGUGGUUCGUUGGCAGCCGUUACGGAUUCUCUUGGUCGCAUAUCAUUGAUCGAUGUCCAAGCUCUUGUCGUUGUGCGGCUGUGGAAGGGGUAUAGAGAAGCACACUGCGUGUUUCUGGAAGCACCUGUGGAUGGAAGAGCGGAAUACGAGAUUGUGCAGUCUAGGAGGAGGAGACGAUUCGUCAGAGAUGAGUUCAAACUCUGCCUGGCAAUACACGCUCCUCGAAGGGGUGUCGUUGAGGUAUGGCAGAUGCGAUACGGGGCUCGACUCAUGAUCGUAAAGUGCACUGAAGGAUGCAGGCUUUUGCAGCCCACCUGCAAGUUCAGCUUCUCUAAUGAGUUAACUCUGGAGUCGGUGGAUGAAGAUGAGUAUAUACCGGCUCAAGUGUAUAUGUUUCAAGGAAAUGCUGGAGUACUGCAGCUUCUGAACCCUUUUGCACGAUCCACAUGAUAAGGCAGAAGUCAGGCUUCAUCAUGCACGGAUCAGGUUCAAUGACGCAUUGAAAAUUCGAGUGCUUUAAACGGACAUAUUAUCCGACGGCUCUCCAUCAGAUACUUCUAGUGCCGAUCCUUUCCAGAUCACAGUUUCUUCAGCUUGUUCACGAGUGAAUUUGAUUUUGUCCCGGUGAACGACGAAGCGUUGGUAUUUGUCAUGCGUAUCAUCAACGAGAUGUCAAUAAUUCAAGAGUUCGCUUUUAUGCUGUCUGUAUAUAAUUACUGGUUGUGACUCUCUCUGGCUAAAUAGCCAAAUUAUAAGCAUGUGUAAGUUCACAUUAGGCUAGAUUAUGCACAAUGUACAGUAGAAGAAAAAUCAAGAAUGUCGUCAAGUGGUGCGGUUGGGACACACCUUUUGAAGCACUGAUCGGCACAGUAGAUAUAGUAAGACCUUUGUUUAGAAUCUUAGGCUAAGAACAUCAAGCAGACAGUCUGUGCCUAUGUGCAAGAUAAAAAAUUGCGUGUUUGACUUCACCUUGCGUGAUGCAUGGGCUUCAUUUCCGAACCUGAUUUCGCAGAGGUGCUUAUUCGAAUAUAGAUCUUAUAACCGAACACGACGUUAUAACAAAUGGUGGAAUUAUUUGGCGGUUUAAUAUGGUCCUGAAGAGCUGAACGUGGU